Messenger RNA from Xiphophorus hellerii (green swordtail), 1058 nucleotides. RefSeq lists its product as uncharacterized. The coding region runs from base 518 to 982 and encodes 154 amino acids. Lineage: Eukaryota; Metazoa; Chordata; Actinopteri; Cyprinodontiformes; Poeciliidae. The transcript is spliced from 3 exons. The record is from RefSeq and is a predicted model, not a curated record.
CACUGCCUUACUACAGCAGAAAUGAGACAAAAGUAACACGUUUUAUCCAGAUUCAGGAGUUUGUUCCAGUUUGUUCAUAUUGGUGACGUUCUUCUUCCGCUGCCAGAUUGUUUAUAACAUUUUUCCUCCUGACUGAAAUAAUCUGCCAGUGGAGCCAAACGUUACCAUCAGAUUUAAAUGAUUAAACAAGCUCCUUUAUCUUGCUAAAAAGUUGAUCAUCAUUGUAGAAAGUCAUGUUACCAUGGACACAGGAAGCAAAGCAGGACCACGGCAUGCCUGAUCCUCCACUAUACCUGCUCAUUAAUCUCUGUAUUUGUGCUGAAGUGUUUAAUUUUUUUCGGUAACGCUCUUUGCUCCAGGUAUUUAUGUUUCUGAGAAACAGGAAGUUGUUGUUUCCACUUCCUGUCCAGCAGCUUUUCUUUUAUCGUUGACCUUCCCGCUGUGACAGCUGAUACGCCUGAUCCUGUAUCCAUGGCAACAGUAAACAGAUGCAUCAGCGUUCCUCACAGCGGCUCUGAUGGAAAAUUCACUGCAAACAUCUGAACCCGUCAACUUUGUUCAUCAGGAUGAAAUCUGGAAAGCUCAUAUAAAAAUUGAGAAGGAUUCUGAAGAAUCGUGGAGUAAAAACUGGGGCUUCCUGUCUGAAGCCUAUAAAGAGUACGAGAUGAAGAAUGUGAAGCUGAAGACGGGACUGAAAACGGAGCUCCACCCUCACCUGACGGUUCGACCUUUGACCCCUCCACAGAAACCCGUCCAGGUAAGGCUCAGCCAGCACCUCUGGUCCCGGACUGCUGUCUACCUGUGCUCCACCUGUCCUCCUGUCCAGGUCGGCUCUUCCUCCGCCGUCCCUCUGACCUCUCAGCGUUUCAUCGGAUGGCGUUCUGGAUCGUCGUGCUUCCAGCUGGAAAAGUACGGCGUGGUGCAUCAUGGGAGGCGUAGUUUCCUGAAGGAUUUGGGUUGGUCUCUAGAUGCUUGCAGCUGAGUCUGUUACAGUAAAUAAUAAUAACUUAGGAUGUUGGUGAAUGGCAGGCAAUUAAACACAUAUUUCCCAACAAUAA